AUGUACGUCAUAGUCAUCUUGGAGAACUUCACCAUCCUCUUCAUCGUGAAGAGGGAGCAGAGCGUCCAUGAGCCCAUGUACUAUUUCCUCUGCAUGCUGGCCAUCACCGACCUGGUCUUGUCCACUUCCACCAUGCCCAAAAUGCUGGCAAUCUUCUGGUUCAAUUCCAACGAGAUAGUUUUCAGUGCCUGCCUCACCCAGCUGUACUUUGUUCACUGCUUCUCAGCGAUCGAGUCUGGAAUCUUCGUGGCCAUGGCUGUGGACCAGUACAUGGCCAUCUGCCAUCCCCCGAGACAUUCCACCAUCCUGACAAACCGCAUGGUGGCCAAGAUUGGCCUGGUCAUGGUGCUGCGUGGCAGCAUGCUCGCACUGCUCUAUCCCUUCCUGGCAAGGCGGUGGCCAUAUUGCAGAACCAGCAUCAUCCCCCAUACGCACUGUGAGCACAUGUAUGUGGUAAAGCUGGCCUGUGCCGACAUCCGUAUCAGUAGUUACUAUGGCCUAUUGGUGGUAUUUUGUGUGAUUUGUCGGGAUGUGUUUUUUAUUGUCAUGUCGUAUACCCAGAUCCUUAGGGCCAUCUUCAGCCUCCCAACAAAGGACGCCCGGCUCAAGACUUUUGGGACCUCCCGAUUUGGGCAUGAUUUGCCCCUUCAUUUCCUUGUUUUUAUUGCCAACAUGUACCUCCUUAUGCCCCCAAUGCUAAACCCCAUCAUCUAUGGGGUGAGGACCAAACAGAUCCGGUACAGGCUUCUCCGGCUCUUUACGCAUAAAGGGACUUAA
Chelonia mydas (Green sea turtle) is the source of this 777-nucleotide messenger RNA. RefSeq names its product olfactory receptor 52R1. The coding region runs from base 1 to 777 and encodes 258 amino acids. Gene Ontology annotation, cellular component: membrane. Gene Ontology annotation, biological process: G protein-coupled receptor signaling pathway. NCBI's taxonomy places the organism in Eukaryota, Metazoa, Chordata, Testudines, Cheloniidae. The transcript is spliced from 2 exons. Gene Ontology annotation, molecular function: olfactory receptor activity; G protein-coupled receptor activity. The record is from RefSeq and is a predicted model, not a curated record.